AUGGAAUUACUGGAAGAUUCACACCAGGAAAUGAGGAUCAACAAUUCUUACCAACUUGCUGCUGUGCAGCUCUGUUUUGAGAAUGUGAAUAGAUCCUGCAUCAAAACCCCCUAUUCUCCCAUUCCUCGAAUGAUUCUCUACGUGGUCUUUGGUUUUGGGGCCGUGCUGGCAGUAUUUGGCAAUUUGCUGGUCAUCAUCGCCAUCCUUCACUUCAAGCAGCUGCACACACCUACAAACUUCCUCAUUGCCUCCUUGGCCUGUGCUGACUUUCUGGUUGGACUCACUGUGAUGCCCUUCAGCAUGGUGAGAUCUGUGGAAAGCUGCUGGUAUUUUGGGGAGAGUUACUGUAAAUUUCACACGUGUUUUGAUGGGUCAUUUUGCUAUGCUUCUCUCUUCCACUUAUGUUUCAUCUCCAUUGAUAGAUAUAUUGCUGUCACUGACCCUCUGGUCUAUCCAACUAAGUUCACAGUGCCCAUUUCAGGGAUAUGUAUUGUUGUGUCCUGGGGCUGUUCAGUAACAUAUAGCUUUUCUCUCUUUUACACAGGGGUCAAUGAUGACGGGUUGGAGGAUAUGGUAAUUGCUCUCACUUGUGUGGGAGGUUGCCAGGCUCCAGUGAAUCAAGACUGGGUUCUCUUUGGAUUUCUUUUGUUCUUUAUACCAACAAUUGCCAUGCUCAUUUUAUAUGGCAAAAUUUUUUUGGUGGCUAAACACCAGGCUAGAAAGAUAGAAAGUACCAUCAACCAAACCCAGGCCUCUGCAGAGAGCUAUAAGGACAGAGUGGCCAAACGAGAAAGAAAGGCUGCUAAAACACUAGGGAUUGCUGUGGCUGUAUUUCUUGUCUCUUGGCUGCCAUAUUUCAUUGAUUCACUAAUUGAUGCUUAUAUGAAUUUCAUAACUCCCCCUUAUGUCUAUGAGAUCUUACUGUGGUGUGUUUAUUAUAAUUCUGCUAUGAAUCCCUUGAUCUAUGCAUUCUUUUACCCUUGGUUUCGGAAAGCAAUAAAGCUCAUUGUGAGUGGCACAGUCUUGAGGAAUGAUUCUUCAGCAAUGAAUUUAUUUUCUGAAAAAGUAGAAAUAUGA
Messenger RNA from Phascolarctos cinereus (koala), 1077 nucleotides. Its product is annotated as trace amine-associated receptor 9-like. Gene Ontology annotation, cellular component: membrane. Gene Ontology annotation, molecular function: trace-amine receptor activity. Lineage: Eukaryota; Metazoa; Chordata; Mammalia; Diprotodontia; Phascolarctidae. Gene Ontology annotation, biological process: G protein-coupled receptor signaling pathway. The record is from RefSeq and is a predicted model, not a curated record.